Elaeis guineensis (African oil palm) is the source of this 1322-nucleotide messenger RNA. RefSeq lists its product as uncharacterized. Gene Ontology annotation, molecular function: ubiquitin-protein transferase activity; nucleosome binding; metal ion binding. Gene Ontology annotation, biological process: double-strand break repair. Gene Ontology annotation, cellular component: site of double-strand break; nucleus. Lineage: Eukaryota; Viridiplantae; Streptophyta; Magnoliopsida; Arecales; Arecaceae. The record is from RefSeq and is a predicted model, not a curated record.
GAGAGAGAGAGAGUGUGUGUGUGUGUGUGUUUUCCUCUUCUCCCACCAAGAUCUGGGCAAGAAGAAGAGCAAGAAUGGCAGCUGAAGAAGAGAAAAGCCCAAACAAUCCACAGAACCCACCCAGAAGAUCUCCCCGGGCAAGGAUGAAAGAGAGCAUCCUUAGCCCCGGAUUCCGGUCUGCCGCCGCCAUGGCCGGCUGGGACGAGGAAGCCCUCCUGUUCGCCAGUCUUGUCGUCGAAGACACACCUGUGAGAGAAUCCAGACACAGGAAGCGCCGCAGUCCACAGUUCAAGACCCCUCCAACCACCAACUCCAACAGGAAGCGAAGAUCUCGAAGACAAUCUCCCAAUCCGAUCCCUCCUGUUGUUCUUUGUCUUGAUGAUGAUGAGGAAAAGACUGUUGAAAAAAAAGAUCCCGGUGCAAAAAGGAAAGAUUCAGAGAUUGUUGUUGCUGCGGAAGAGAAGAAGACAGAGGGAGAAGGGGCUUCGGUUGAAAAGGCCUCGAGCAAAGGCCUUCCCUGCAUGGAUCGGCUGAGGGAAGAGCUCUCUUGUGCUAUUUGUUUGGACAUUUGCUUUGAACCGAGUACAACUCCUUGUGGGCACAGCUUUUGUAUGAAAUGUUUGAAAUGUGCUGCUGCUAAAUGUGGAAAACGCUGUCCAAAAUGCAGGCAACUGAUCAGCAAUGGGAGAUCUUGCACUGUGAAUACAGUACUUUGGAACACCAUCCAACUCUUAUUUCCUGAGGAAGUUGAGGCAAGGAAGAACUCAAGUGCUGCGACUUCACGCAGCAGUAAUGUCCAAAGUCCUGAAAGAAGCAGCAAUAACGUUAGAAAUAGUCAUGCAAAUAGUAACACCAGAAGCAGUCAUACAAGAAGUGCAACCCAGGUUUCUCAAGGGAUGGAUAGGGAAAGAAUCAUUAGAAGAAGAGCCAUCCCAAGCCAGUCUGAAGAUGCUGCAUUGGCUCUCAGGCUGCAGAGGGAAGAAUUUAUGGUAGCCUUUCAUGACAACCGUGAGCAGCAGAGGAGUACACUUCAUUCCGCUCAAGCAAAUUUGAGAGCUAUGGCCUCCAGAGCAGUUCAUUUUCGCACUAGGGGCCGGUCCACAUAGCUUCACCAAUAUUUCUGUUCUUAAUCUUCAAAUUAUGGAUGGACUGGGCAGCUGCCAUAGGAUCUGAACAGUGUUAUUAUCAGCAAAAUGCUCAAACUGCGGUUUGCAAUAUGCAGCGGCCCAUUUGGUUUUCUUUCUUGUUUGUUACUAAUAGCAGUACCAUGCUUUGUGGUCUGUUCUAAUUAAAAAUGAUACUUUUAAGUUGUUAAGGUGUUU